UUCGUCCGUGCAUCGAUGAGGUGGGGGACGGCGCUUGGCUGGCCUCUUCGUGCUCCCAUUCGCCCCCUUUCCUCUCGAUCUCCUCUCCUCUCACCACCGACGCUCCUCUUCCUCGAUCUGCCGCCAUUCUUCAAGUGGCCUUCCCCUUUCUCCUCCUCUACGCCGCCGUUGCCCGUUCUCCUUCUCCCGCAUCUCCUCCCCGUCGUCAGGCGCGCUGUGCCGCCAUCCUUCCUCCUCCCCAUCGGGGCCAGGCAGAGGAGGAGGAGCGUGGUGCGCGGACACGACGAGGAGGCAGCCGGCGUCAGCGCGCGCCGCCCGGCCAAGGUCUUUUCCUGCAUGCGCGACCUCCUCGCCAAGCCCUUCCCAUACGCGCGGGUCCUCGGCUCCUCGCUGCCUGGCUCUACCUCUACUGCGACCUCGUCCAAGACGCCCGCGGCGCCGCCGCCGUCCGCGCCGACGACGGCCAGAUCCAACACCGUUGAGGAGACCGUCGCCAUGGUGCUCCACUAUGCCUCGGGGAUCGACCAACCCCACGACGCCGCCGCCGUCUCCUUCGUCCAGCCGGCACGCCGCCGCCGUCGUCUUCGCGUGCACACGACAGGAGGUGUGCGACCCUCCUCUCUCGCGCACUGCGGCUGCUUCGCCCCGCCAUCGUUCCUCGGGUGUGGUCGCGCCUGUCUUCCUACCGCGUCGUCGCUCCUCCUCCAGGCCGCCGACGGCACCCGUCCUCCUCCCUCAUCCUCUCCAGGUGGCUGGGACGCUUUACGGUUUGAUCUCAAUGAGGUCGCCAUCAAGCUCAGUCAGAACACCUCGCACGGCAGGACGCCACACCGCUCCUCGAUGGCCGCCACAAGUGCGUCCGCCGUCAUCAAAUCGCCACCAUCUCCGGCGACCGUCGCCAUCAGCACGUGCCCACGGUAGUGCGCCUCCUGCACAUCCAUGGACGGCGUCCACGCGAGACAGGGCUCUCCCCGCCGCCACACCUCAUGCGGAAAUUGUCGCCCAAGCAAGCUGCGGCUCGGGCCACCGGCGGCGACAGGUGGAGGAGGCGCAACUUGGUGGCCACCGGCGAUGGGAGGAGGAGGCGUGACGGUAGGUGGAUAGGCGCCGAGGCUGCCGCCGUCGCCGUCGACGGAACUAUCCGUCACGCUGGCGUCGCUCGAUGCGGGUUAGGGGAGUGGAAUGCGAUUUGGGCUUCGUUUGGGGAUUUUGUUUUUUUUUUUGCGGGUGUUCGUCGGGGAUUUUGACCGUGAGACGACCGAAUUUUCUAACUGUGGGCCCUCUACGCUGACAUGGCUGAUGUGGCUGACGCGGCGUACGCGAGCAAUACGCGCGUACGUAGCAUAGGACUGCUCGAGCGAGUUCAGGGAUCGUAUUGCCUUCGUAUUUCUCAACUUUAGGGAGCGUAUUAGAUCAGCUUCAGAGUCUAGGGACUGUUUUGAACCUUGCCAGCAAGUUCAGGGAUGGUUGAUGCAUUUUACUCGUUUGGAAUUGCUGCGCUUAGCACGCGAUUGAGGUUGACUACCUUAGAUGCACGCACGCAGCGAGUCGUGCGUCGGCGCUGAAACAGAAUAGGCUUUUUUUUAGACAAAACAGUAUAGACGAUUGGCUUUUUUUUUGAGAAGAAUAGACGAUUGGCUAGUCGGCUUCUACUAAACUGGCCGUGUUAAUCUCCAAUAUUAGGCUGCCCAACUAGUAAUGGGCUGUAUUUUUUUGAGCAAAUGAGUAAUGGGCUGUGUAUACUCCAAUAUGUUCUGAUGGAGAAAAGUACAAUUUUCCCCCUCAAAUCCUCUCUAAUGGAUCAAUAUCCCCCCUCAAC
Molecule: messenger RNA, 1819 nt
Organism: Triticum aestivum (bread wheat)
Lineage: Eukaryota; Viridiplantae; Streptophyta; Magnoliopsida; Poales; Poaceae
Exons: 3
Coding region: 16-921 (301 amino acids)
Source: RefSeq, a predicted model, not a curated record